AUGGAGCAGUUUGUCCGGAAGCGUUUGUCCUUCCUGACAUCCUUCUGGAACAAGCUCCGUCCCCGCUCUGUGCCGGAGAGCUGCUCGCUGGGGUAUCUUGGUUCCGAUUCUGUUUCGCUGCACUCGGAGCCGAACUCCAUUUCCUUCAUCCCCAAGUCCUCUCUCUUUAUCGCUUUAUACGCUUUCACAGCCCGGAGCGCAGAGGAACUGAGUGUAAGCGCAGGGGACAAACUGCGUGUCCUCAGAGAAGAAGGAGAAUAUGUCUUAGCCCGGCGGCUGCUGGGGGAGCCGGCCAUGGGGUACGUUCCUGCUGCGUACGUGGCCAACCUCAGCCAGAGCACCUCCGCUCACCGGCCCUGGUACUUCAGCAAGAUCAGCCGGAACGAAGCCGAGCAGCUCCUCCUCUCGCCUCCCAACCAGCACGGCUCCUUCCUCGUCCGGGACAGCGAGAGCAGCAAGGGCGAGUACUCUCUCUCAGUACGCAACCACAUGAAGGUCAGCCACUUCCGAAUCUGCAAGAGCCCUGGGGGCAGCCUCUACAUACAGAAGGGCCAUCCCUUCCCUGACAUGGAGGAGCUCCUCGCCUUCUACACCGAGCACUGGAAGGUCAUCCAGAGCCCCUUGCUGCAGCCCUGCAGCCCCGCGACCCCCCCUGAGAGGGACAGCUGGGAACGUCCGCGCUGGGAGUUCACCCUGCGGAGGAAGCUGGGCGAGGGCUACUUUGGAGAGGUGUGGGAAGGACUGUGGAGGAACACAGUGCCGGUGGCCAUCAAGAUCAUAAAAGCUGACAUGAAGGCAGAAGACUUCACCAAGGAGAUUCAGAACCUGAAGCGCCUGAGGCAUGAGAAACUGAUCCAGCUGCACGCCGUCUGCUCGCUGGAUGAGCCCGUGUACAUCAUCACUGAGCUUAUGCGGAAAGGCAACCUCCACAGCUACCUCAACAGUCCUGAAGGGAAGUCCCUGGACACCUCCCACCUGCUCAACAUCGCCUGCCAAGUGGCGGAUGGGAUGAGGUACCUGGAGGAGAAGCACAUUGUCCACCGGGACCUGGCGGCCAGAAACAUCCUGGUGGGAGAGGAACUCACCUGCAAAAUCGCCGAUUUUGGACUUGCCCGGCUUCUCAAGGAUGACAUUUAUUCCACCAGCAGCAGCACCAAAAUCCCGGUGAAGUGGACAGCCCCGGAGGCAGCCAACUACCGCACCUACUCCCUCAAGUCCGAUGUCUGGUCCUACGGGAUUCUGCUCUAUGAAGUCUUCACAUAUGGACAGAUCCCGUACGAAGGAAUGACAAACCAAGAAACCGUAAGGCAAAUCACCAGGGGCUACCGCCUUCCCCGGCCCAGCUCCUGCCCUCCCGAGAUCUACAGCAUCAUGCUGGAGUGCUGGAGCGGCAACACGGAGGAGCGUCCUACCUUCCUGGCCCUGCGGGAGAAGCUGGGCUUCAUCUACAGACGGCUGCUCAGCUCCCUCUCCUGA
This is a messenger RNA of Nipponia nippon (crested ibis), 1476 nucleotides long. It is a transcript of the gene SRMS, whose product is annotated as src-related kinase lacking C-terminal regulatory tyrosine and N-terminal myristylation sites. Gene Ontology annotation, biological process: protein phosphorylation. The record is from RefSeq and is a predicted model, not a curated record. Lineage: Eukaryota; Metazoa; Chordata; Aves; Pelecaniformes; Threskiornithidae. Gene Ontology annotation, molecular function: ATP binding; protein binding; protein tyrosine kinase activity.